AUGCCAAAAAAGUCGCUGCGGCCAGUGGGUGCACGGCAAGCAGCUCUAGCAUUUAUUUUCAUGCUCUCUUCAACUUUUCGGUGGCACAACUUUUCGAAAGUUGUCCUCCGCCCCGGAAGUGCCGUCUCGGGCUCUUAUUCUCAACUCGUCUCAGCCGUUGGCUCAUCUGUUCGGUCUUAUCAUACCAAGUUCAAUCAGCCCGCCCCGCUGUCUGAAAUCUUCAAUCGCAUACCAUGGCCGACAACAAGGGAGGAGAAGGAAGAACUGGUGGCCGGCGUAAGAACCGCGAUAUGGGACGCGCCGAGUGGAGACAAGCGAGAACGCCUUGAACGACAGUCGGAGGCUAAGCGCCGCAAGAUUGAGAAUGGCGAAGGUGAUGUUUUGCCGGUCUAUGCGACCCAAUUCUCCGCAGAGGAGAUCGCCGCCGAAGAGCGUCGCCCCAAAAAGAAGGUCGCCCUCAUGCUGGGUUACUCGGGGACUGGCUACUCUGGCAUGCAAUUGAAUACGGAUCGCAAAACAAUUGAGGGUGACCUUUUCGCUGCAUUGGUCGCUGCUGGUGCAAUCUCCAAAGCUAAUGCCUCGGACCCAAAGAAGUCUUCCUUUGUUCGCUGCGCGCGUACCGACAAGGGCGUUCAUGCCGCCGGAAAUGUUGUCUCGCUGAAGAUGAUUGUUGAAGAUAAGGACAUUAUCAAGAAGGUCAAUGACGUGCUCAGCCCCCAGAUCAGGGUCUGGGGCUAUGAGCUGACCACGAGUAGCUUCAGCUGCUACAACCUUUGCGACUCUCGAAUCUACGAAUAUCUCAUGCCCAGUCAUUGUCUCCUUCCACCUCAUCCCAGCACCUUCAUGGGCAAGAAGAUUGUCCAGCUGGCUGAGAAGGAAGGUGAACUUGAAGCUGUACAGGCUAGGCAAGCAGAGGUAGCAGACUAUUGGGAAAAAGUCGACGAAAAGUUCAUCAAGCCGAUCUUAGAGAAGCUCCCAGAAGAUGUUCGUGAGAUCGUGCAAAACUCCCUUUUUGCCAAAGAGGAGGAAGAGGCAGUCUCCGGACAGAAGAGUGAUGAUGCCACGCCAACCACUAAGCCCUCGGCCCAAGAAGAACCCCCAAAUCGAUCCGCUGACGGCCCCGCCCCGCCUACGGACGCCGGCAACCCCAAGCCGUCAGAAAUGGAUCCACGACAACUCUUGGUCUUCGACACCAUCAAAGCUAUCAAAGCUGCAUACAUGACUGCGAGGAGGGAGUACCGUGCACCUGCUACCCGCAUCAACCGUCUUCAGGAAUGCUUGGAUAAGUAUAUUGGUACUAGGAAUUUCCAUAAUUACACCGUCCAGAAGACCUUCAAAGAUCCUUCUGCCAAACGCCAAAUCAAGUCUUUCAAGGUGAACCCGGAGCCAAUCAUCAUCAAUGGCACUGAAUGGCUUAGCUUGAAGGUUCAUGGUCAAAGCUUCAUGAUGCACCAAAUCCGCAAGAUGGUUGCGAUGGCUGUCAUGAUCACUCGCAGCGGUUGUACUCCCGAGCGUAUCCUCGAGAGCUACAAAUCCGAUCGGAUCGCUAUCCCCAAGGCUCCCAGUCUGGGACUGCUGCUCGAGCGCCCUAUCUUCGACUCGUACAACGAGAAAGCUAAAACCCUUGGUCGUGACCCCGUGGGCUUUGAAAAAUACACAGCUGAAAUGGAAGAAUUUAAGCAGCGCGAAAUUUAUGACCGCAUCUUCCGCGAGGAGGAGCAAACUUCUGCCUUCGGUAACUUCUUCAACCAUAUCGACCACUUCCCCGCGGAUUUCUUUCUUUACGUGACUUCCGGUGGAAUUAAGGCCACCCAGCAGGUUGCAGCCGCCCCAAGUCAGGCGACCCCCAAGCCUGAGACGGAAAGCAAACCAACUGCAGCGAAUGCGGGCAAGUCUGAAAACGAUGUCCUUGCUGCGGUCGAAGUUGAAUCGGAGGACGAGGCAAACCCAACUGAAGACAGCUGA
This is a messenger RNA of Penicillium chermesinum, 1965 nucleotides long. RefSeq names its product pseudouridine synthase PUS2. The record is from RefSeq and is a predicted model, not a curated record. The coding region runs from base 1 to 1965 and encodes 654 amino acids. Gene Ontology annotation, molecular function: pseudouridine synthase activity; RNA binding. Lineage: Eukaryota; Fungi; Ascomycota; Eurotiomycetes; Eurotiales; Aspergillaceae. Gene Ontology annotation, cellular component: nucleus. The transcript has 3 exons. Gene Ontology annotation, biological process: mRNA pseudouridine synthesis; tRNA pseudouridine synthesis.